Molecule: messenger RNA, 726 nt
Organism: Trichophyton verrucosum HKI 0517
Lineage: Eukaryota; Fungi; Ascomycota; Eurotiomycetes; Onygenales; Arthrodermataceae
Exons: 1
Coding region: 1-726 (241 amino acids)
Source: RefSeq, a predicted model, not a curated record
AUGUAUAGCUUCUGUCGCAAGACAACACUCACAAAACACCAAAGCCGCUCACAUCAAGCGGAAGCCGUUUCGCCAUCUGCGCAAUCAUGCGAAUCAGAGCUCUAUUCUCAACAGGCGCAGCACCCGAUGUCGAUGAUGUCACAGUCGCCGCAGGUACCGCAGCACCAACUGCAAUCGCAACAGCCUCAGCCGCAGGAACAGCAGCUCCAGUCACAACCACAACAUCUACAAUCUCAGCCGCGGCCACAACAACAUUCCCCUUACCAACAACAACACUCCCCCAUAAUAGCCGUGCCUGUGGCGGACUACUUCCACCACGCCCAAGCCCAACCAACAACUGUCCAUUCCAUCCCUAUCUCCGCAGAACAAUCCAUCCUUCCCCCACAGGUACACUACGUCACAACGGGCAUGAUCCCAUCCCAGAUCCCCCGUUAUGACAUCCCAAUCACAACCUCAGCAUCCGUCUCCACACCAACAUCUAUGGAUCACCUCGCAUACAACCAUCCCGUUUCGGUAUCUAUGCCCCAGCAGCAGCGGAUCCAAGCACCGCAACCUGUACCAAUCCCGCAUCAGGCAGACGGAGGCUUCCAGGUUCUCCCUGUUGUUGCAGGAGGAGCUGGCGGACAGUACAUGAAGGAAUUCGAUCAAAUGAAGCAUGGCCAGCAAAGGUUCUUUGGAUCAGCAUACCCAGAACAGAUGAACUGGGAAUUUUUGGGCUUGAGUUAG